Messenger RNA from Cryptomeria japonica (Japanese cedar), 3159 nucleotides. Its product is annotated as pentatricopeptide repeat-containing protein At2g13600. The transcript has a single exon. Gene Ontology annotation, molecular function: protein binding; RNA binding. NCBI's taxonomy places the organism in Eukaryota, Viridiplantae, Streptophyta, Pinopsida, Cupressales, Cupressaceae. The record is from RefSeq and is a predicted model, not a curated record. Gene Ontology annotation, biological process: RNA modification. Bases 309 to 2414 code for a protein of 701 amino acids.
ACCCAGCCCUACUAGCUCCUCAAGGGAGAAAUUGCCGUUUAACUGUCAUCCAAGAAUAGAGAAAUGGCUACAAUAAAACUUGUGAGGAUGAGGAGAGUGUUUGUGUUUCAUUGGGAUCGUCAUUACAGUUACAUCACUGAUUUUCUAAUUCACCUAGAGAAGGGAUUUCAAGAAAACCGUAUGAUCAGAAUCAGAAAUGUAUCAUACCGAAAUGAGUGAUAUUCUUAAAAAUGGAAUCUAUGAAUUUUAUAUGAAAUUCAUGUGAAAAUUUAAAACCUGUAAUUCUGGUAGAAAUAUAUGGAGUAACAAUGCAAUUUCCCAGUUCAAAUAACACAAUGCCAAUAACAUCCGUUGCCAAUCUCAAUCUGAGAACCUUAUGUGGGCAGGGUGAGUUGAAUGGGAUGCUACACAUUCUGCUAACAGAGCACAACACCCCUGGAGAGUCCAACACAUAUAUUCGAUUAUUGCAGAUCUGCGUUACCAAGAAGGCGCUUUCACAAGGCAAACAAACCCACUCUCUCAUCAUUCAAAGGGGAUAUGGGAACGCUAUACAAGACAAGCUUAUCAACAUGUAUGUUAAAUGUGGUAGUUUGAUGGAUGCUCGAAAAGCUUUUGAUGACAUGAAAGAAGAAAAACGAGACGGCUUCUCAUGGAAUGCCAUAAUUGCAGCUUACAGAAGACAUGGGUAUCCUCACGAGGCAUUGAAUCUGUUUCACCAAAUGCAACGAACAGGGGUUCAACCUGAUCAGUUCACCUUUUCCAGCAUACUCCAAGCUUGUUCCAAAAUAGGAGCUUUAGAGCAGGGUAUGGACAUCCAUCAAAGCGUAAUGGAAAGGGGAUAUUUAUCAGAUGUCGUAGUUAAGAAUUCCCUUAUAGAUAUGUAUGCAAAAUGUGGAGGCGUACACAAAGCCCGUCAAUUGUUUGACAAAAUGCCUCAAAAAGACGUGGUCUCGUGGACAGCAAUGAUUGCGGGAUAUUCACAAAAUGGUGUUCUUGACAAGGCUGUAAGACUUUUUGAAGAGAUGCCUCUACUGGAUGUUGUCUCAUGGAAUGCCAUGGUUGCAGGAUAUAUACAAAAUGGUUUUGCUGGAAAAGCGUUGGAUACGUUCAAGCGAAUGCAAUUGGCUGGUUUUAAGCCAAACUCCACAACCUUUUCCAGCAUCCUCCCAGCCUGUGCCAAUAUGGGAGCUUUAGAACAGGGUAUGGAAAUCCAUCAAAGUAUAAUCGAAAGCGGAUUUUCUACUAAUGUUGUAGUUUUGAACUCUCUGAUAUACAUGUAUGCGAAAUGUGAGAGGAUACACACGGCACGUGAACUGUUUGAUAGAAUGCCUCAAAGAGAUAUGGUUUCAUGGAAUGCGAUGAUUACAGGAUAUGCACAAAAUGGUGUCUCUGACCAGGCUUUAAAGCUUUUCAAGGAAAUGCCUCAACCAGACGUCAUCUCAUGGAAUGCCAUUGUUGCAGGCUAUGCGCAAAGUGGGCUUGUUGAAAAGGCCAUUGAGACUUAUAAGCAAAUGCAGUUGGCAGCUUUAAAGCCAUGCUCCGCAACCUUUGCCAGCAUCGUCUCAGCCUGUGCCAAAAUGGGAGCUUUAGAACAGGGUAUAGACAUCCAUCAAGACAUAAUCGAUAGUGGAUUUUUGUCAGAUGUUAUAGUUGCAAGUGCUCUUGUAGACAUGUAUUCAAAAUGUGGGAGUCUACAAAAGGCAAGGGAGGUGUUCGAUCAAAUGCCUAAAAGAAAUGUCAUUUCAUGGAAUGCUAUGCUUGCAGGAUAUGCACAAAAUGGCUUUUGCAAAGAUGCUCUCGAACUGUUUGAACUAAUGAAACAAUCUGGAACGCGCCCCGACCAUGUAAGCUUAGCUUGUGUUUUAUUUGCUUGUAGCCAUGCAGGUUUAGUGGAUGAGGGUUGUAAAUACUUCAAUGACGUAAGUGACUCUUAUUGCAUUACGCCCACAAUUGAAUGUUAUGCGUGCAUGGUUGACCUUCUUGGCCGUGCUGGCUAUCUAGUGGAAAAUCUGAACUUUAUCAUCAAAAUGCCAAUUAAACCCGUGGCGGUUGUGUGGAUGUGUUUUCUUGGUGCUUGUAGAUCACAUAAGAAUACAAGUUUAGGAGUAUUUACAGCAAACCUUCUUUUUGAGCUAGAACCAAAAAAUGCUGCAAUAUAUAUCCUUCUUUCCAACAUUUAUGCAGAAGUGGGCAGGUGGGAUGAAGUUCAAAAGGUAAGGAGAUGGAUGAAAGAUAGAGGAAUUGAAAAGAUACCUGGAUGCAGUUGGAUUGAAGUUUGUAAAGUGGUACAUAUUUUUUGUGUAGGAGACAGAUCACACCCACAGACACAGGACAUUCAUGAUAAGUUGGAGAAUUUGUCUUUGGAGAUGAAGGCAGUGCAGCAGAGUAUUUUUCAGCUCGAAAAAAAUCACUGAAUGGCAUGCAGGAAGAGAAAGAAUUAUUGAUCUGCCAACGUAGUGAGAAAUUAGGAAUUGCACGUUACCGUCAUAUAUCUCAAAAAUCUUUUUGUGUGUUCACUGCUACACUAUAUCCAAAGGUUUUACUUUUAUCUGCAAGAUUGUUCCAAGACAAAUUAUUGUGAGGGAUGUUAAGUAUUUCCACCUUUCCAAACAAGGAUAAUGUUCUUGCGGAGAUACCUGUGAUGCUAAUUGAAGACAUCUAUGAACAUGAGCUUACACUAUAACAGGGUGCAUCGUGUCAGACCUGCAGUGCUGAGAAGGAAUGGGGAUUUUAUUUCCAGUUUCUAAAAGAGCUUUUUUGUGGCCUCUGGAAAUCCCGAUCAUGCUGUUAUCAAAAAAUCACAUGCAUAGUACGCGACGUGCAUGACCAGGUGUAAGGGUAUUUUUUAAUGCCUUGUUUUAUGACCAACUGUUUUAUAAGAAGCCUGCAAAUCUCUAAUAAAAAGCUAGAGGUGGAGAAUGAGAAAAAGCUAAAGGAGACGAACUUGUAAAGCAGAUGAAAGAUGGUUGGCCUACAUAAAAUGUGAGAGAGGGGCUUCAAAUGAAGAAUAAAGUAUCGUUUGAUUAUUUUAUCUCCUUCAGCCUCUGCUUCUUGUUUGAUUUAAUUGUAUUAUCUUGUUACUGUGUCAGGCCUUCUAUAAUUGUAUUAUCUUGUUACUAUAUCACGUCUUCUAUUUGAGAUUAAAUUAUGUAUGCCAAU